Oryza sativa Japonica Group (Japanese rice) is the source of this 1683-nucleotide messenger RNA. The record is from RefSeq and is a predicted model, not a curated record. NCBI's taxonomy places the organism in Eukaryota, Viridiplantae, Streptophyta, Magnoliopsida, Poales, Poaceae.
UACCCCAUACUGCUGCUUCUCUCUGUUUGUUGGUUGUUGCCCAUAUUAUCAUUUCUUGGCCCCCCCAACAUCACCUCUCCCUUCUCCUCUUUAUCUAUUUCCAUUUGCAUUUCCAUUUCACUCCUUUACAUCACAUUUCUAGCCACCCUCUCAUCAUCACCAUCAAGCUCAAACCAACAAGAAGAGAGCUAGCUUUUGGUACUAUUAGCCACUAGUAGAUAGCCAAGAAGAAACCAAGAAAUUCUUUGAGCUAUCUAAUUAGCUAGGUCCAUUGAUUCAUCAUCAUCUCCAUUGAUCCACUUAGCUUUGAAGAAGAAGAAGAAGAAGACAUUUAGUUAGCUAGCUAUAUUGAGGUGAGGUGGCGGCGGCAAUGGCGGCGGACCUGGCCUUCGAGGCGACCGAGCUCCGGCUCGGCCUGCCCGGCGGCGGCGGUGAUGGAGACGCCGCGGCGGCGGCGGCGAGGAGCUCCUCCGGGAAGAGGGGCUUCGCCGAGACCAUCGACCUCAAGCUGAAGCUGGAGCCGGCGGCCGCGGCGGUGGACGACGACGACGACAAGGAGGAGGCGGCGGCUGACGACCGGGAGAAGAAGGUCGACAUCGUCGGAGCUGACAACGACGACGCCUCGCCGCCGGCCGCCGCCGCCGCCGGCGGGAUGAAGCGGUCGCCGAGCCAGAGCAGCGUCGUCACCGCCGCCGCCGACCCCGAGAAGCCAAGGGCUCCCAAGGCACAGGUGGUUGGGUGGCCGCCGGUCCGGUCAUACCGGAAGAACAUCCUGGCCGUGCAGGCCGACAAGGGCAAGGACGCCGCCGACGGCGGCGGCGACAAGUCCGGCGCCGGCGCCGCCGCCGCCGCCUUCGUGAAGGUGAGCAUGGACGGCGCGCCAUACCUGCGCAAGGUGGACCUCAAGAUGUACAAGAGCUACCUUGAGCUCUCCAAGGCACUCGAGAAGAUGUUCAGCUCCUUCACCAUUGGAAACUGUGGGUCUCAUGGGGUGAACGGCAUGAACGAGAGCAAGAUUGCUGAUCUGCUCAACGGCUCUGAAUAUGUGCCAACCUACGAGGACAAGGACGGCGACUGGAUGCUCGUCGGCGACGUCCCAUGGGAGAUGUUUGUUGAAUCAUGCAAGCGCCUUAGGAUAAUGAAAGGAUCAGAAGCUAUUGGCCUUGCACCGAGGGCAAUGGAGAAAUGCAAGAACAGAAGCUGAGAAAGAAGAACAUGUCGCCAUCAAAAACGGAUGGAUCAUCAUCAGAUGCAACAAUCUAUCUAUAGCUUUUCUUAAUUGCAGCUUUGCCUCAUCCCUGUAUCAUACUCGCUUGCUGUCCUCAUCUCCAAGUCUGUACCUUUCCUGAUCAGUGAAAGUCAUUUUGGUGUUGUGGUCAGUUUCUGUUCUGUUGCAGUCAUUAAGUUCCUAAGUGUGUCAUCUUGUCUUAUACAUAAGAAAGAAGCCAAGAACAUGUACCAGUAGUACCUGUCCCAUAAUUAUGUCUUUUUUGCUCUCCCUGUUCUUCCCUUUCUCUCUGUUUUUUUUUUACCUUAAUGGCACAAAAUGUAAAGGCACCCUGCUCAAAGGGACCUCAAUGUAUUUUGUCCAUGAAAAGGUUGUUUAAUUAUCUUCAUGGUGUAUCCAUCAAACAAAUAAUUAUUACUGCAAGGUGUUAUGUGUUAAUUAAUUGUAUUGUAUGA